Molecule: messenger RNA, 2629 nt
Organism: Ziziphus jujuba (common jujube)
Lineage: Eukaryota; Viridiplantae; Streptophyta; Magnoliopsida; Rosales; Rhamnaceae
Product: protein DA1-related 1-like
Exons: 12
Coding region: 672-2234 (520 amino acids)
Molecular function (GO): ubiquitin binding
Source: RefSeq, a predicted model, not a curated record
AAAUAAAAAAUAAAAAAAAAGAGAGGGACUUUGAGUCAGUGGUGACUGGACCCUGCAAGUUUAUGGAGGAUCGGAUAUCUCUCUCUCUCCUGCCUCAUGACACUUUGUCAACCAGAAAGCUUCAUGGGGUUUUUGACUUUUAGUGAAAGAGUGGUGGAAAAUUGGUCGAGGACCCACUUGCAAAAGCAGAAAAUGUUAGAAUUGAAUUCUUCAAUACAAAUUCCAAGCUGGGUCUGAUUCUCCCUAUCUUCAUACCGUCCUUUUGGUGGUUUUAAGGAAGGUUGAUAGAAUCGCUGAUCCAAGUUCUAAAAAGUUUCUACUGUUUUGGGUUCAUUUCUAGUUUUUUCCUUUUGGGGCUUGGAUUUGCGUACGAUCCAAGUCCUCUUUCUAGGGUAUUCUUUUCUUUUUUCUUUUAUAUUCUCUCUACCAAAAAUGCUUGCUUGACUUUCUUCAUUAAAAAGGAACCCAAAAAAAAAAAAAAGGCUGAGUGAUUUUCAGGGCUAAAAUCUUUUUUGGAUAUGGAGGUGGAUAUAUUUUUCUUGUUUGGUGAAUAUGCAUCCAUGGAAAUUGGUAAUUUUAUCUGAUCUUGGAGGCCUCAGAUUCUACUCUCUGCAGAAUCUUCAUCUGCUGCAGGAAAAAGUUUGUCAACCUAGAGGCAGACAUUUCACAUUAUGGGUUGGCUGACCAAGAUUUUUAAAGGUUCUAGCCAUAAAUUCUCUGAAGGGCGAUAUCAUGGAAGAUAUGAAGAUGGAGUACGGAAUGAGCCUCAUAAUUCAGGGGAUGAAUUGUCAGCUUUUGGCGACGAAGAUAUUGAUUAUGCUAUUGCACUUUCCCUUUCAGAGGUAGAUCAAAAAGGGAAAAAACCAAUUGAUCACGAAUCUGAGUCUGAAUCAGAAGAUGAUGAACAACUUGCUAAAGUUGAUCAAGAGGAUAGUGAACAACUUGCCAAAGUUCAACCAGAGGAAGAUGAUGAACAACUUUCCAAACUUCAAUUGGAGGAAGAGGAUGAACAGCUUGCCAAGGCUCUUCAAGAAAGUUUGAACGUGGAUUCUCCUCCUCGAUAUGAUCAUGGCAAUAUAUUUCAACCGCCUCCUUUCUUCCAACCAUCUGGGUACAGGGUCUGUGCUGGCUGCAAUGAUCCGAUUGGCCAUGGACGAUAUUUGAGUUGCAUGGGUGCCGUCUGGCAUCCAGACUGUUUUCGCUGUCAUGCCUGCAACAAACCAAUUACUGAUUACGAGUUUUCUAUGUCUGGCAAUCAUCCUUACCACAAAUCCUGCUAUAAGGAGCAACAUCACCCAAGAUGUGAUGUUUGCAGCAGUUUUAUUCCAACGAAUUCAGCAGGGCUGAUUGAGUACAGAGCACAUCCUUUUUGGAUGCAAAAGUAUUGUCCCUCCCAUGAGCGUGAUGGAACUCCUAGGUGUUGUAGCUGUGAAAGAAUGGAGCCAAGGGACACAAGGUAUUUAUUACUUGAUGAUGGGCGGAAGCUAUGUCUUGAGUGUUUGGACUCUGCGAUCAUGGACACUCAUGAAUGCCAACCACUUUACCUUGAAAUACAAGAAUUUUAUGAAGGUUUAAAUAUGAAAGUGGAGCAGCAAAUUCCAAUGCUCUUGGUCGAGAGACAAGCUUUGAAUGAGGCCAUGGAGGGAGAAAAGAAUGGUCAUCAUCAUAUGCCUGAAACAAGAGGACUUUGCUUGUCAGAAGAACAGACUGUUACCACUAUUUUAAGGAGGCCAAGGAUUGGGGCAGGUUACCGCAUUAUUGACAUGAUUACAGAGCCUUAUAGGCUGAUCCGUAAAUGUGAAGUGACAGCAAUUCUUGUUUUGUAUGGGCUUCCUAGGUUAUUGACAGGAUCGAUUCUGGCUCACGAGAUGAUGCAUGCAUGGCUCAGGCUUAAAGGUUAUACCAAUCUUAGCCCCGAGGUUGAAGAAGGUAUAUGCCAAGUCUUGGCGCAUAUGUGGUUGGAUUCUGAGAUAUAUUCUGGGUCUGGAAAUGAUAUUGCCUCAUCGUCAUCCUCAUCUUCCUCCUCAUCCCCAUCCUCAUCCACUUCAACAUCAUCGAAGAAAGGUAAACGGUCCGACUUUGAGAAGAAACUGGGUGAAUUCUUCAAGCACCAGAUUGAGUCGGAUACAUCCUCGGCUUACGGAGAAGGGUUCAGAUUAGGUAACCAAGCAAUGCUCAAGUAUGGUUUAAAGAGAACCCUCGAACAUAUUCGACUGACCGGAAGCUUUCCCUAGUGAUAUUACCAGUCUUUGCUGCUCCAGGGGAAAUCAUUAUCAGCGCCAUAGACCCAUAAUAUUAGUUGCAUAGAACUAAAAUCCAUAAAAAAAAAAAAAAUAAUAAUAAUAAUAUAAUAAUAACAACAACAAUAAUAAUAAUACAUCAUAAAAUAAAAACAAGAAAUGAAAAUUCUCAUUUCGUGUGAAUCAAAGUAAUGUCUUUAUAAACUGCCUACGUCGCUAUACUAUAGCACAUUUACAUAAACAUUAUAGCUGUUUGGAAGGAAUCGUGUAUACAAUGAUAUUGUAAUGAUAAGUACCCACUGUACAAAUACCUCAGUGCCGGUGGUACACCUUGUAAACUCUGUUUUUCCGUCUAUCGCAGUUUUCAAAAGAAGAGUUUAUAUAUAAUA